AAUAGCAGCACACUUUUCACACAGGUUCGGACUGCAAUUCGGUCACGAUGAGCGCAAAUUCCGUCGUCGUAUCUCUCACUUUGGAAAAUUGUAUAAAAAUUUCCAAAUGGAAGGUGAAAGAAGGCACGGUCGUGUCCGUGGGGCGCAUUAUUUUACUGUACGACCCAAGUCCGGGCAAUGGGAAGGCCGAAAUGCAGAAAUUAAAAGCAACCGCCGUGGGCACUGUGCGCAAGCUGCUCGCGAAGGAGGGGGACGUUGUUCAACCAGGACAUGCCUUGCUGGAGCUGGAAAAGUGCACCCAUCCUACUGUUAUGGCAGACAUGUGCGCAGACUGUGGAGCAGAUUUACGCAAUGAAGACACUCCCAAAGAUAAUAAUGUGGCUGUAGCUUCCAUUCCAAUGGUCCAUAGUAUUCCAGAACUGAAAGUUAAUGCUGAACAAGCUCAAAUCUUGGGCAAAGCAGAUGAGCAGCGGUUACUGGCCUCCAAAAAGCUUGUGUUGUUGGUUGACUUGGAUCAAACACUCAUUCACACCACAAAUGACGACAUACCACCUAAUCUGAAGGACGUAUUUCAUUUUAGAUUACAUGGCAGUAGAUCACCAUGGCACCACACUCGGCUUCGACCUGGAACCAAAAAGUUCCUUGAGGAAAUGAGCGCAUUAUAUGAACUGCACAUUUGCACCUUUGGUUCAAGAAUGUAUGCUCACAAGAUUGCACAGUUUUUAGAUCCGGAUGGGCAGUACUUCUCUCACCGUAUCCUCUCCAGAGAUGAAUGUCUUAGUGCAAACUCCAAAACAGCCAAUCUUAAGGCGCUUUUUCCCUGUGGAGAUGAUAUGGUGUGCAUCAUUGAUGAUCGAGAAGAUGUGUGGAAUUUUGCAAAUAAUCUUAUCCAUGUGAAGCCAUACCACUUUUUCCAACAUACCGGUGACAUCAAUGCUCCCCCUGGAUUGUCUAAAAAGGAAAAUGAUGAUAAGGGCGCCUAUGACUUUAACUGUCUCGGAGAUGGGAAGAAAAUCAAAGAUAUACUUCGGCCAAAUAUUCCUGGUAAAGGUCAGGAAUUGCCAAAAGAUGGAGUGGAUCUUGUCAAACAAAAGGGCCAAAAUGCUUCUUCAGAGAAUGAAGACGCUGUUAAACCUAGUCAGCUAGAGGAAGGAGCCAACAAAACCUCAUCUUUUACAGAUGAAAACUCAGAGCAGAUUCUAGAAGAGAACAAUGUGACAACCAUAAUAGAAGAGAAAAAUGCAAAUUCUACAAAAGAUGAAGACAAACAGGAUGUCAACAAUGUCCAAAAAGAAGAUAAGAUCAAAGCAGAUAAUUCUGCAUCAAAUCUUUCCAGUGUGACAGAUGAAGGUAAAGAGAAGAUGGCUCAAGAAGAAAAACCUGACUCAGAGAAAUCCUGUGAACUCCUGGAGGAAAAUCAAAUUAGUAAGGAAGAACCCAUAAAAUUAGAAGAUGUGGUGGUGAAAGAUGAUGGAAAACUUAUAGGAGACCAGUUGGAAGUCAAAGAUCAGCCACCAGAACCUGACAUUUUAAAAAACAACUCAAGUGAUCUUAAAAAUGUAAAGGCUGGUGAAGAUUCAGCAAUUAAUACUCAGGAUGAAAUUGAAGUGCCAGAUUAUGAUGAUUAUUUACUUUAUCUUGAAGAAAUUUUGAGAAGAAUACAUAAAGAGUUUUAUGAAAAACAUGCACAGGGAAAGCAGCCUGAUAUGAAGGAGAUAAUUCCUGCAGUCCGUAAAAAAGUUUUGGCAUCCACAAAUUUAGUUUUCAGUGGUCUUGUACCAAAUAAUAUACCAUUGGAAAGGAGUAGAGCCUAUCAAGUAGCAAUAUCACUCGGUGCAAACGUCACCCAAGAUUUGAAGAAAAAUACUACCCAUCUAGUUGCUGUGAGACCAGGGACAGCUAAGGUGAAUUCAGCAAGGCGUAUGAAAAAUGUCCACAUGGUCACUGCAGACUGGCUAUGGGUUAGUGCAGAGCGAUGGGAGCGUGUUGAUGAAAAGGUUUUUCCUUUAGGACGAAAUCGUGCAGGCACUAGACAUCCUCCUGCUCACUGUGGCAGCCCAGAGCACACACCUGUAGGAAGAGAGAACCCCUCUGAAGCUUCAACAAGCUCUGGGCGAAGCAGGACAGCAAGUGGUAGGUUUAUGGAUACCAUAAACCCUCUGUUGUCGUUCUCAUCGGCUGACAUUGCUGAUAUGGACCAAGAAGUGGAUGAUAUAUUCAAAGACAGUGAUAGUGAAAGUGACAGUGAUGGUGGGGAAAGCUCAAAAAGGGAAAAAACUACAGGAAUUCCGGAAAUGGAAGUUGAAACCGAAGAUGACAGCCAAACCACUGGUUUGCCUUCAGCCCCUACCAAAACCAAAGCAGAAAAUGAUGAUUCUGAGUCAAGCAGCUCCUCUGCUGAUUCCUUGUCUGGUGAGCACCCCCAUGGAUGGGGCAAACACAACCUGAAGAGGAAGAACCCGGAUUACAAACUUGGAACAGGCACAGCCACUGAGUCGGAUGAGGAAGCGGAUGAUAUGCCAAGUACCAAGUUCCGCAGGGGAGAAGCCUUACCGAGUGAUCUCGAUCUCGGUGAAAACGAGUCAGCAGAUAGCCCUGGAUCAGAGGACCCACCUGAUGAGAUUGAUGAUGGGGACUGGAACAUGAUGGGGGCAGCCUUAGAGAGAGAGUUCCUGUCAUGAGUCACAUUUGUCAUAGCAGUGUUUCUAAAAUUGUACCAAUUUGCCUCUAUGACUAGAAUUAUACUUUUAAAAACCAAUCAGUGUUCUUGGAAGCUAGCAGCAAUUAAUUUAUUUUGAUGAUUCUACUUUGGUUGUGAUUGCAACUGUGUUCCUUAGGUCUCCUUUAAUGCUUUUGGGUCUAUCUCUGUUCUUAAUCUAUAUGUCAUAACACCAAAGAAUCUUCAGGUAAAUGAUAAUACAUGAUGAACUUCAAACAUUCUUACAAAAAUGUAGGAAAAAUAAAACAACUUAAAAAAAAAUUCAUUGCAAACAAAGGGGAAACUAAGUGAAAGAGCUUGACUAAAAAUUCUUAUGGUUGUAGGUUGACUGACUGAUAGUUUACUCUUAAGGGUUAAGGUUGAGUUUGAUCAGUUACUCAUUGUAGAUCUCAUUGUAAAUGUGUUUUGUUGCCGUUUCUCUUUCUCAGCACAAAAUUUGUGUUUGAAAAGCCCUGGGAUAUACAUAGGUAAUCCUAUCACGUCUGUGAUUUUUAACUGUUGUACCAACUUUUGCAAUUAGUCAUGUAGUUUUCAUACUGCAUGAUUCUUCUUAGUCUAUCUUUUGUAGAUCUGUAGAAGAUUUACCUGUUAUAGUGCAUUUUCUUCUGUGCUUCAUUCUUAAUAUUUCUGUUUCUACUUUUUUUUUGGAUAAAAAUUCAUGCAUUUUACCAUCAUUUGUAUGCCACUGUGUGGCUACCUUUAAAGUACCUUGUGCUUCUGGGCGUUUCAAACAUGCAAAAGUGGAAAGUGGCCUCCCUCUUAAAUCAUUUCUUUAGCUUUCUUACAAAACAUUUUAUCAGAUAGAAACUAGGCUUACUCAGUUCAUGAUUUUAACCAGUGAUUUACAUAGGCAUAGAUUGUAAACUACAGCUCAGUAUUAUAGCUGUAACAGAGAAAAAAAAGGGAGUCUAGUAUUUUUAAAUAUUGAUGUGAUUUUUGUAGAUUUUUUGUUGUUACUUUGCAAUAACAUAUAUUUUUGACCUGCGUGCUAGCCAAGGUAUUUUGAUCAAUAAUACAAUUUAAAGUUGCGUGUGUCAAUGAAUUGUAUAUCAUAAGAGAAGUGCAUGCAGAAUUGCAUGGCAAAAUGUGAUUCUCUGCAAAGAUAGAAAAAGAAUUUGAAUUUGUCCAAAAUCUUGUCUGCCGUUUUUUAUGGCACUUUCUGUUCAAAGUGCACAUUGGGUGCACUUGAUUUCCUGUUUCAUGCAGGCUAGUCUGCAGGCUAGUCAAGCUACUUCUACAUCAUGUCCAUUACCUUUGUUCCUUUUAUGCUCUUACCCCAUUUUCCCCCCUAAAUGUAACUUCAAAGCCUUUGUUUUGGAACUUUACCAACACUAUUUAUUAACGGUAUUUUGAAAAGUUUGUUCUUGUUGGAAAAAUAGUUUCAAUUGGAUGGCAGCCUUUUUUCUGUCAGUUUUGUACUGUUAAUGGUCUGUGCCUUUAAUGUUUGUUUUAAUUUUUUCCAUUAGUGUAGUCUGUUUUCUGGACAUAGCUCUUGAAAUCCUCUAAGAAGUAAACACAUGUGCCAGCUGA
Messenger RNA from Thrips palmi, 4249 nucleotides. RefSeq names its product RNA polymerase II subunit A C-terminal domain phosphatase (gene Fcp1). Gene Ontology annotation, molecular function: RNA polymerase II CTD heptapeptide repeat phosphatase activity. Bases 48 to 2681 code for a protein of 877 amino acids. NCBI's taxonomy places the organism in Eukaryota, Metazoa, Arthropoda, Insecta, Thysanoptera, Thripidae. The transcript has 9 exons. The record is from RefSeq and is a predicted model, not a curated record. Gene Ontology annotation, cellular component: nucleus.